Molecule: messenger RNA, 4505 nt
Organism: Maylandia zebra (zebra mbuna)
Lineage: Eukaryota; Metazoa; Chordata; Actinopteri; Cichliformes; Cichlidae
Gene: s100b
Product: S100 calcium binding protein, beta (neural)
Biological process (GO): positive regulation of cell population proliferation; positive regulation of canonical NF-kappaB signal transduction
Cellular component (GO): nucleus; cytoplasm
Molecular function (GO): RAGE receptor binding; S100 protein binding; calcium-dependent protein binding
Source: RefSeq, a predicted model, not a curated record
UCAGACCUGCACCUCCUCACACCCCCACCCACAUACUGGUCCAGUAUAAAGACUGCAGCCCAUCCUCAGCCUCUGCUCUCUGGACUUCUGCCUGCACUCGCACAACAGUUUAACAGACAGGUGACGAUGACUGACCUGGAGACCUCGAUGGCCACCAUCCUCGCUGUGUUUCAGAAGUAUUCGGAGAGAGAAGGAGACAAACAUAAACUGAAGAAGAGCGAGCUGAAGGACCUGCUUCAUGACGAGCUCCCAGAUCUGAUGGCGCAUGUGAAUGACCAGGCUGCGCUGGACAGCCUGAUGGACAGCCUGGACACCGACGGCGACGCCGAGUGCAACUUUCAGGAGUUCAUGACAUUCAUCUCCGUAGUUACCGUCUGUUGCCACGAGUUUUUCAAGGACGAGCACGAAUAAGGAGGUGGCAGCGGGCGGGAAGACAAAGGGGAGCCACAGUACAUUAUAAAGAAGCAGAAGCCUAGCAACGCACAAACUGUCGAUGCCCUCACAGCAGCGCAGGGUGGAGGAAACACAAUCCAGCCACCAGCCACCAUUACGUGGCUGGUGGCUGGUAAAAAGCUCCAGUCUAGUGUCUGAAAUCAGCCUCGUUUGUGUUUUCAUUUCUAGAUGGCAUGUAAAGUCUUCAAAAUGGCGGCAAAGAUUGGUACAAAAGGAGGAACUAAAGUAGCUCAAGCAGAACAAAUCUUAAAAGUGUUUCACUAUAUGUUUGGCCACCAAAGCCAACCAUUUAUCAAUCAAUACAUGUUACACCUUUAUUCACGUACUCUUUAUCAUUUCCCAUCACUUUGUAUAAGUAAAGGCUUUGUAUAUGUUACAGGUUUUGGAGAAUGGCUGCUACAUUUGGCUGCUGUUCUAGCAGUGAAAUUAUAAAAGUUGUUUAUAUACUACAUCAUGGACUGCUAAAUCAAUCUUACAGCCACAAACCGUCAGUUUGGGACUUUGCAUGUAAAACCCUGAAUGACCAUAUCAAGUUAACCGCUUUAGGAGUCAAAUAACUAACUAAAGAGCCCCCUUUAGGCAGUUAUUUGACUAAAUGAAAUAUUGACUAUCAAAUAUUGAAAGCAACGUUAAGGUUUGAUGUCAUAUAAUAAAUUAACUAACUGGCUAGUAAAAGUUUCAAAAUGACUUGUGGGUCCUUUGUUAAAUUGAUCAUUAGGGGCAUUAAAUAAGUAACAGUAUUUGGUUGCUUUAGUCGUAGUAUAAGUAGUAUGUCAGACAAAUGAUGACAAACACAAAGUUCUUCAAUACGGCUUUUAAAAGAAUGUUUUUCAAACUACAAACUGCCUGAAGGGCUCUGUUUUGAUAGUGGCUUGCAGCUCAGUACUUCACAGUAUCAUAGUUUGGAAAUAUAUGUUGUAAGCUGAGCUUUAUAUUAAAAGCUCCUGAAUAGCUAGUGAAUAGGUUUGUUCAGACAGUGAUGAAUCUUAAAAAUCUUUAAUACUAAACUAAGAAAGUAGCUAAUAAGUUAGUUCAGUCUAGCAGCCACAAGAAUGCAUCCAUGGUUUAAAAAAUCUAUCUGAAUAUCACUUUUUGAAAAUAUUUGCAGUUUGCAUUGUGGGCUAGUCAGUUACUAAGAGACUAACAGUCAUUUAAGAUUUUGCAUGUGAGAUUCUGGAUAGUCAGUAAGUUGAGAAAGUUGACUUAAAGUUAGAUAACUCAGCUAUUUUAGGAGCCAAAUAAUUGUGUAAAGGGGGGAAAUAUUGCAGAUAGUGAAACUUUAAAAGAGGGAAGUGAGGCAUGAGGGGGAGAAAAGUUAGCUAGUAAAAGUUUUAAAAAUGGCUUGUGAGUAUGAGCUAUUCUAACACCUCGUUUGUUAACUUUAACUGUAUAGCAGUUGGGGGAAAAGUACCUGGUAAGUUGGACUUCAUUUUAAAAGCACUUAAACAGCAGAUGGGUUUGGGAUUUGUUUGCCGAGCUCAAUCCAUUCCUGAAAAUUGAAUAAAGCGCUGAAACUGAAAAAGUUUCAUAGCUUUAGGAAUCAAUCAAGAAUCUGAAGAACACUAUUGGUUUGUUUUUAAUCUUACAUACUAUCAUAGUUUGAAUUUGGUUUGUGGACUUGUUAAAAUUCACAACAUAGUGAUUUGGAGAUAAAUAUAAAAUAGCAAAUACUGAAUGCAGCAAUUUAGGCACACAAAAAAAAUAUUUCAUUGGCUUGUAAAAGGUUCAGUUUGGCUAGAGAGUUUAAAGUGUUCUAGCUCCUCCGUUGUUAAACUCAAAUUACUUAGAGACUUCACAGGUGUUGAAAAGCGCCUAAAAAGGAUUUUAUCGUCUAGUUCUUUUAAUAUUUGUCUUCUGAAUCAUUCCUUACAUUUUUAAAAUUCGACAAAGCCACUAAACUGAUAAAGUGGCUGGCAAGUUAAAAUGAAUUAAAAAAUGAAUAUCAAAUUUUAAAAGUAAAUUUUAGGUUUGUGUAAAGUUGCUAUAGUCAUCUUUUGGAGACACUUUAAUGAGUUUAUUAGGUCAAAAGUCAUCAAUGGCCACUAAAUCUUGAGAAAGUUGCUUAAAUGCGAAUCAACAUUAAGCAUAUUCUUAAAUCGAUUUCAUUUAUGAAACUGCGUAUACCAUCAAACAUAUUCACAAAGACAGUAGGAGCUUUAAAUCUUAUUUGAUUGGCAAUGCAAAGAUUUGAUUUUAUUUAUUUUUUGGUGCUUUGUCCCACUGUAGCUGCUGCUUUGCUUAACCCCUGAUAUUGUCGACUUGUUUUUUCUUGUUAGAAAAAAAAAUGCUGGUAGUUUUCUGUCUAAUUAUUCUUUUUUUCAUUUGCUCUCAAAAUCUCUAAAUCUGAAAAAUGGCUAUUAAGAUAAUGAAAUUCAAACAGUCUAUCCCUCUUAAAGGUCUAAACGGCUAUCAGAUUUUAAAAUUCAACUUUUAAUUGGCUCAUAAAGACACUCAAAAAUGGCUUGUGAGUUUUCAUUUAGACGUCACAUUGGAAACCUCUUUCAAUAGUUUGAAGUCAGAGUGUUUAAUAAAACUGUAGAUUGUACAUGUUUUAUGUGUUAUUUACAUCUACGUUUAUUUGAUGUUUUGGUAAAAAUUACAUCGAGGUCAAAAUGGUUAAAAUGACUAAUACGUAUCUUAAAAUAGUUGCUGGUAGGCAAGUAAUUAAAAUUACUUUUAACUGACUUUAAAUGUUAGCUUGUAGUUGCUUUAGCUCUUUGUAGGUUUACAUGUAUUCAGCAUGAGAAGCAAAUCUAAAUCAUUAUAGAUGUAGAAAUGAUCAGUUAAGCAGUGCAACAGAAGAGUUUGUCGGAUGUGCAUCAUGACAUGUUGAAUGUUGGGUUGUUUGGACGUUGGUGAUACGAAUUUAAUUAAAUGGUCAGUUUGUGACUUAGUCAGUCAAUAUUUCUGUAGCGAGGGGACAAAGAAGGCUGUUUAUUCUUAUCUUGGGUGGCUGUCAGAAGAAUUCAGAGACGCACUGCAGUAAUAUUUACAUAGCAGUUCUGCAGAGUUGCUCAACCAUUAAAAGUUCAUAUGUUGUUUUUCUCUGUGGUUUUACUCCUAAUAUAUUUGUGUUAUGCCAAAGUGAGCACGGUGACAAUAACAAAAAAGUAUUCGGAGAGCCCUGACAACGAAAUACUUGUAGCCGUUUAGUUUAACAGUGCUCUUUUAGUGUUUCGAAUGUCACUGGCCUGCAGGUCUUUCCUGUUUAGCAAAGAGGCUAUUCAGGAAAAACUGAAGUUCAGUUUGUCCUUUUAGCACAUUUUUUUAGAAGAUGUUUUUUUAAGGAAAUAUGAGAAGCUUUUUUAAGACUUAUUGAGACCAAUACUGAACUAAAACACAGUGAAAUUUAAAUAAAUACACUAAAUGGUCCAGUGGUUAGUCUUUUCUGAGGCACAGAAAUGUUUAGUAUUUUAUUCCUGUAACUUCACAUUUGCAGCACAAAUAUGACUCAGUGUGAGUCAUAAAAAUUAAGUGGCAUCAGUGGAUAUUUCUCUUUAGAGUGCACCUUAAUCAGCAUGUUUCAUCUUUAUGACAGUUUUUUAAAGCAUCCAUUCAUUUUCUUAAUGGCUCAUCUAUUUACGGUCUCUUAGGUGAUGGAGUCUAUUCAUGCUGAUUUUGGGAUGAUGAUGAGGUACAUGACAGGUCAUCAGAACAUGAAUGGAUUGCUAAACAAGUCCAACAUUUCUUAAAGUUUAAUGGAAAUACUUCAAAUAAUAAAAUAAGAUACAAAUAUGAAGGAGAGUCAGGUGAAGUCCACAACCUCUUUUGAUCAGCAGUUCACAGUUAUAACAGUCCAAGAAAUUCUGGUGAUCUGUACGUGCUCCUUCAAGAACAGCCAUCAAAACUCAUUCAUCACAAGUGUGAGCUUAAAAGAAAAAUACAUCAAACUAAUCAUUCCCUUUAUCAUCGACGGAAGCUGUUUGUUAUUACUAGAGUAAAAAUCGGAUAGCAACAUCCUUGGUACCAAGAAAAACACGGUGCAACAGGGGAUUUGGUUGCCAACUGGUUGUAUUCUGGGUAUAUUCAAAUAAAAAAAUUAGAAUUGUGAA